Fonticula alba is the source of this 2991-nucleotide messenger RNA. RefSeq lists its product as hypothetical. NCBI's taxonomy places the organism in Eukaryota, Rotosphaerida, Fonticulaceae. The transcript is spliced from 6 exons. The record is from RefSeq and is a predicted model, not a curated record. The coding region runs from base 34 to 2670 and encodes 878 amino acids.
CUGCGCUCGCGACCACACGCCAUCCACCUAACCAUGGACCAGCCAGUGUCCAAGGCGCUGGAUGACUACCGGAAGAAGCACUCCGCCGUCCUGGAGGAGCAGACCCUGGCCUCGUUCAUCGACCGCCUGGCAAUCGCUGGCAUCCGCGAUGAUGAGGACCCCGUCCCCGAUGACGCCCCCCUGGAGUGGCAGCACUACCAGCCAUCCAUCAACCAGUUCCAGCCGGUCGGUUGUACGAUCAAGACGACCAAGCUCCCGAAAAAGCGCACCCAGGUCAUUCGCAUGGAUUUCUCCCUUGCAUACAUCCAUGAGAAAAACAUCGGGCUCCUCUUCCGGCCCUGGUUCGCCGAUGUGCACGAUGCCAUCUUCACCGGUGUCCCGCUCGCAGGCGGCCCCGUGCGCCUUGCCGAACACAAGUCCCUCACGCUGCUGGACCUCUCCUUCACCGGAGCCACCAUGGAUCGCAAGCAUCUGCAGAAGCUCCUCACCGCUGGCGCCCUCCCCCAACUCAGCGAAAUCAUCAUCAUGGACAAUCCCCAGUCGGCCACCCCCUGCUUCUACUGGCACAGCGCUUUCUUUCACCAUGCUACUCGGUUCCGGGCCCCCGGCGGGCCCACGACCGGGGCCCCCUCCUUCAGCCAGAGUAUGGACCAAUUCCGAGAGCAUUAUGCCCGGCUGGCGGCCGUCGAUGAGCGGGACCUGCGGCUGGCCCUCGGGCAGUUGGCCCCCGCCGGGGGUCCCCACCCCGGGUCGCAGGCCGACGCCCCGGACACCGGCGGCCUGGCCAGUCUCGCCCGGCUCGGGGCCUUUCUCAACCAGAUCCCCCUUAGCACACGCAUCCUGGACAAGGUGGCCGAGUCUGCCCUCUUCGGGGUGACCAGCUUCGCCAGCCAGCAGGCCAACGCCGAUGAGCUGAGUCUGCUGCGACUGCUGCUCCUCUCGCCGUCCUUCUGGCCGGCCGACGGGGGGGCCGGUGCUCCGACCGGCGCCCCGGCACCCGAGCUGCCGCCGACCACCUCCUGCUUGUGGUGGUCCUCGCGUGCCUGGUCGCGUCUGGUGCAGGGGACCCUGCUGGCGGAGCUCCGCGGGUGCUUCGGCGCCGAGGACUUCGCCCGGCUGGUGCCGGCCCCGCAGGCGGAGAUCCUGCCGCAGCCCCUGCCCGGGGGGCUGUGGCCGCGCGAGCGUGCUGUCUUCGAGGUGGACUACCUGUGUCGAUUGCUCACCAGCAUGGCCCUGCCGGCGGACUUCGCCCUGACCGGCUGGAAGCUCCUGGGCGAUCGAGUGAGCAAGCUGUACCAGGUCCUGGAGGCGGUGCUGCUGCGCUUUGCCGUGGCGCAAAAUGUCCUGGAGGUGGUCGUUCACCCGGCCUUCCGCCGGCCGAAUCCAUCCUACCUGCUGGACCACCCGCGGCUGGUGCACCUCCUGCGGGGGUCCUUCCUGCAUGUGCUGGCCCAGGCCCCGGCUCCCGGGCGUCGGCUGAGUGGAUCCGUGCGCCUGGUGCACCACCGCCCGGAGGGGUCUUCGCUGGAGGCCGACGGUGCUCCCACCUUCGAGGCCGAUCAUGCCCAGGUGUGGACGGCCUUCCGUCGGCGCGCGUGGGCCGACAUUCGCCCUCGCUUGGAGCAGCUGUUUACCCAGCCGCUGGAGUACUUCCCCGGGGUGGGGGCCCCGGGGAUCUGCCCUCCCGGCGAUCCGGCCAUCAAGCUGGCCCUUUGCCAGCGGCUUCUCCAUGCCCUGGCCCGGGCCCUGGAGCAGACCAGCCUGGCGGAGUUCGCCCCGGCCGGCGGCGCGGCCCGCGGCUAUUUCUACCUCAAGGAGUUCCCCCUGCCGGGGGAGGUGCUGGCCAUGCUGCCGGGGGUGCCGGCCGCCGCGAAGGCCGGCGUCGCCACCGACGCCGGCUCCGACUCGUCGGACCCUCUGGCGAUGGCCGGCGGCCUGGCUGACGGCGCCCUCGCCAGCUCGGCCCCCGGUGACCAGGACCCCAGUGAGCCGGAGUCGGGGCCUUGGUCGCCGGCCGGUCGGCCGGCACCGGAUGAGGACUUCCGGCAGAUGCUUCGCACGUACACCCCCCCCGGGUUUCUGUCCCUCGGCGGGAUGGUCCUCAACCGGCGGCGGAUCACGCGCUUUGCCGAGAGCCAGCAGUCCACCGUGCCCGCCUUCCAAACGAUGGACAUCAUGACCAACCUCCGGCCGGCCGAGCAGGACUUCUAUCACUGCAUGACGCGCUGGGCCACCGGCAAGGCCUUUGCCAAGAACCCGCAGAAGCUCCACCCCCCGGAUGCAUAUGGCCGGCCCGAGGCCGGCAACAGUCUUUACCCGCUGAUUUGCUGGAUGCCGGUGAUCGUGCGCCCGGCCACGGCCGCCCUGCCGGUGGUCGGUGGCCCGGAAGAGUCUCCGGCCGGGCCGGCGGCCACGAGUGGCCCGGUGGUCUCCUCCUCGGCCUCGACGCUGGCACUGGUGGCAUCGCCUGUGCCGGGCUUGGCCACGGCCGGGGCCCCGGCCCGCGCCACGGCGCCCCCCUCGCCCUUGGGGUCCUCCUGCUCCGGCGAGUAUCUCCUGGUGUCGAAGCCCGUUGACGAGGCGACCAGCGACCUGAUCAACGCCGGCGGCGGCAUCCUGCCCCACCACUCGGAGCCUAUGAGCGAGGUGGACGGCUGGAUGCUGGUCUAGCGGCCCUCCUGCGGGUCGGCCGGCCACUCGGUCUCGCGGCUGUGCUGUUCUGCCCCUCCUGCUGCCCUCCUGCCCCUGUCUGCCCUCUCCCGAUUGGGUCGAGGAAGAUGGGGCCUCGGGCUCCUCGAUUCGGGGAACAGCACGGCCUGUAUGUGUGUGUGGGGGGGGGUGGGGGUGAGUGGGUGUGUGCGUGUGUCUGUGUUUGUGCUUGUGCGUGUCCGCCUGUGCCAUGUUCCCGCUGGUGCGAGAAAGCCGCAGAGGCAGGGACGCCACAGGGCACAUGCACUCGCGUCGGCGGCGCCUCCCCCCCCCCCCCCCCUC